This is a messenger RNA of Aplysia californica (California sea hare), 1810 nucleotides long. RefSeq names its product deoxycytidylate deaminase. NCBI's taxonomy places the organism in Eukaryota, Metazoa, Mollusca, Gastropoda, Aplysiida, Aplysiidae. Gene Ontology annotation, molecular function: zinc ion binding; dCMP deaminase activity. Gene Ontology annotation, biological process: dTMP biosynthetic process; dUMP biosynthetic process. The record is from RefSeq and is a predicted model, not a curated record. The transcript is spliced from 5 exons. The coding region runs from base 98 to 1069 and encodes 323 amino acids. Gene Ontology annotation, cellular component: cytoplasm.
AACACAGUUUUAACACAGAGACAGAGAUCAAACGUGCGUCGUGUCGUCCGACUGUGGGUGGGUCAGAAUUUUAUAGAACCAACUGGAUACAGUCAUCAUGCCAUCACCAAAAGAAGAAUACUCAAACGGGUUGUCAUCUAAUUCUAAUGGAAUGAAAAGUACAAAGAGAACCAAUUAUCUGGAAUGGCAAGAGUACUUUAUGUCCAUCGCAUUUCUCAGUGCUCAGCGCAGUAAGGAUCCAAGAACACAGGUAGGAGCAUGUAUUGUCAACAAGGACAAUAAGAUUGUCGGAAUCGGCUAUAACGGGAUGCCAAUGGGUUGCCCUGAUGAUAUGAUGCCAUGGAACAGAGCUGAAAAUGACUCGAAGGAAAAAUGGUUACAGAGCAAGUCUCCAUAUGUUUGUCAUGCUGAGCUAAAUGCUGUGCUGAACAAGAACCUUGCCGAUGUGAUAGGCUGCUCUAUUUAUGUGGCUCUCUUCCCAUGCAACAUGUGUGCUCAAAUCAUCAUACAGUCUGGCAUUCGGGAAGUGGUCUACUAUUCAGACAAGUACCACAACAAACCAGAGUUUGUGGCUUCACGAUUUUUGAUGGACACUGCGGGUGUGAAGUACAGGCAGUUCAGGCCCCGACAGAAGAAAAUUAUCAUUGAUUUUGAGCUGAUCGAAACCACCGUCUCAGAAAUACCUACCAUGCCAGUUGUAAAUAAUUUCAGUAAUGCUGACACCCUUAUUGAGGAAAUGGCAAUACGUCAGAGGAUCUCUGAGUCCAAUGUGCAGGACAAAGCAAAUAACAACAACAGUUUCACAGAGAAAGAAGCUGCACUCAGGAGUCGGCCAGAGUUACAUUCUCAACAAGACACUGAACACUUGGCACAGCACCACAGUUCUGGGGAACUUUUGCCACAGUCAAGCCCACGAGUGAGAGUGAUGCAUGGUGACACCCAGUCGCAGUCUGAGAGGUUGUCAGAAGGUGUCAGGUCAAGGGGCUCCGGUGCAGAAUUUGAUUAUGCUUUCACAUCCCUAUUGUUUCUCUUGUUCCUCUCAUUGUAUACUUGGUUCAUGUCUAGAUGAAGUUGAAUUAUAUGCUGGUGAUUGGAAUAUGUCACUGGUACAUCCUUCCUAUUUUUUAUCUGUUUUUUGUGCCUGUCUAUCUUACUUUUGCCCUCACUAGAUGACUUUCGUUGGUAAGAUCACUGGUCGAGUGGUAUGCUUCUUUUUACUCCGAGUAGUAACUUACAUUGUGCCUGCCAUCAUUACACAAGAUACAGUUAGUGACGAGUGCUUUAAUUUUUAAAAAUAGUUUUUGAGCUGAGAAUUUGGCUGCCAAUAUCAUAUAUAUAUAUAUGUUAGUGUUGGUAAAGAAUUCAGACUGAAGUUUCCAAGGUUCCCAGUAAGAAUCUUUUGUCAUCUACGGGUGAUAUAGUUAGAAAUGCCGAGCAGGAUGGGGUGGGGGGGAUUCUUGGCAAUCCAUCUGCAUGUAAUUGAAAUGGGAAUGGACUAGGGUAGAGAAUAGUAUGGUUGUGAAUCUGAUUUAGUUUAAGUUGCUGGUGUUUAUGAUUGUUUGCGGGAGUACAAUCUCUUCAUCCUAUUUUUUUUUUAAGUUUUCCCAUUUUUUCUUUGGCCCUAGAAUGGCAAAGAGGAGCAGAAGCUAUUUCUUUGCAGGCAGGGAAGUGUAAAAAUGUUUUUGGUUUUUUUAAGGAAGAAAGAAUCUCAAUUGAAUAAGAUAGAUAUUUGAUGAUUACUUCUGUACUGUAAAAUUUGAUAAAGAUGCUGUAAAAUAAUUAGCAUAGCAAAAUAAAUGUCCAUUUUUAU